Molecule: messenger RNA, 3421 nt
Organism: Chlorocebus sabaeus (green monkey)
Lineage: Eukaryota; Metazoa; Chordata; Mammalia; Primates; Cercopithecidae
Gene: DDX55
Product: DEAD-box helicase 55
Molecular function (GO): RNA helicase activity; ATP binding; nucleic acid binding
Source: RefSeq, a predicted model, not a curated record
AUGGCUGACUUUGGAGAAAAGGGGUUCCCGUUUCUAUGCUCCAUCAUGACGGGCAAGAGGGAUUCUUGAGUUUCUAUGGCCAGCCUCACAGAAUCAGAGAUCAGAGACGGGGCAGAAGGUCAGAGAGAAACUUGCUUCUGAGGCUGCCUCUGGGGUCUUCAUUUUGGGGUUUCGUUUUCAGAGCCUCAACAGGAGCAAGUCAUGCACAUAGCUGGAGGAGAUAGGCCCUCAUAGAGGGCACGUAAUGAGUGGUCAAUAAAAGCUUGCUGAGUGAAGGUGUAUGUGGACAUGAAUGGCCCAGGCCAACUGUGAACAGUGGAAUAGGACAGUGUUCUUACUUAGGACUCUGACCCUAACUUCCGGGAAAGUAAACCAACAUUCAGGAUGUACCGGCCAUCGGACCCCCGCCAUCAGCGGAUGCCUGUUUUGCAGAGCUGCUAACCCGGGGCCCCGACACGUUUCUCUGCCCACGGCAGCCAGCCCCGCGGUCCUUCGGCCUGGACGCGGUCCUGUGCUGCCACCUGCCUCCGAGGGACAAAGAAAGUGGGAGAGCCGGGCCAGACUCCCUCCCGCCAAAACCCUUGCCCGGUGCUGAGAGGCGCCCGGAGCCCAGGGGUGCGGGGCGGGUGUAACUCCCCGAGCCUGCCCCGCCGCCUGCCUCCACCGUGCCGCGGGCGCCUUUCUUCGCUCCCGCUGCGUUGGAGCCUUCGCAGCGCUCCGGAACUCUGCUGCUACAGCAAAGUUCCCGGCCGGCCGCCGGAGCUGCCGGAAGCGGAAGUGCUCGUUGGGAGUGCACAGGGCGCCUUCGAGCAGCGGCGACCGAGGCGGCAAAGGAGAGAGCCAUGGAGCAUGUGACGGAGGGCUCCUGGGAGUCUCUGCCAGUGUCACUGCACCCGCGGGUGCUGGGCGCGCUGCGAGAGCUGGGCUUCCCGUACAUGACGCCGGUGCAGUCUGCAACCAUCCCUCUGUUCAUGCGAAACAAAGAUGUCGCUGCAGAAGCGGUCACAGGUAGUGGCAAAACACUCGCUUUUGUCAUCCCCAUCCUGGAAAUUCUUCUGAGAAGAGAAGAGAAGUUAAAGAAGAGUCAGGUUGGAGCCAUAAUCAUCACCCCCACCCGAGAGCUGGCCGUUCAGAUAGACGAGGUCCUGUCGCAUUUCACGAAGCACUUCCCCCAGUUCAGCCAGAUUCUUUGGAUUGGAGGCAGGAAUCCUGGAGAAGAUGUUGAGAGGUUUAAGCAGCAAGGUGGGAACAUCAUUGUGGCCACUCCAGGCCGCUUGGAGGACAUGUUCCGAAGGAAGGCGGAAGGCUUGGAUCUGGCCAGCUGUGUGCGAUCCCUGGAUGUCCUGGUGUUGGAUGAGGCAGACAGACUUCUGGACAUGGGGUUUGAGGCAAGCAUCAACACCAUCCUGGAGUUUUUGCCAAAGCAGAGGAGAACAGGCCUUUUCUCAGCCACUCAGACGCAGGAAGUGGAGAACUUGGUGAGAGCGGGCCUCCGGAACCCUGUCCGGGUCUCGGUGAAGGAGAAAGGCGAGGCAGCCAGCAGCACCCAGAAGACCCCCUCCCGCCUGGAAAACUACUACAUGGUAUGCAAGGCAGAUGAGAAAUUUAAUCAGCUGGUCCAUUUUCUUCACAAUCAUAAGCAGGAGAAACACCUGGUCUUCUUCAGCACCUGUGCCUGUGUGGAAUACUAUGGGAAGGCUCUGGAGGCGCUGGUGAAGGGCGUGAGGAUUAUGUGCAUUCAUGGAAAGAUGAAAUAUAAACGCAAUAAGAUCUUCAUGGAGUUCCGCAAACUGCAAAGUGGGAUUUUGGUGUGCACUGAUGUGAUGGCCCGGGGAAUUGAUAUUCCUGAAGUCAACUGGGUUUUGCAGUAUGACCCUCCCAGCAAUGCAAGUGCCUUCGUGCAUCGCUGCGGUCGCACAGCUCGCAUUGGCCACGGGGGCAGCGCUCUGGUGUUCCUCCUGCCCAUGGAAGAGUCAUACGUCAAUUUCCUUGCAAUUAACCAGAAAUGCCCCCUGCAGGAGAUGAAGCUCCAGAGAAACACAGCGGACCUUCUGCCAAAACUCAAGUCCAUGGCCCUGGCUGACAGAGCUGUGUUUGAAAAGGGCAUGAAAGCUUUUGUGUCGUAUGUCCAGGCUUAUGCAAAGCAUGAAUGCAACCUGAUUUUCAGAUUAAAGGAUCUUGAUUUUGCCAGCCUUGCUCAAGGUUUUGCCCUGCUGAGGAUGCCCAAGAUGCCAGAAUUGAGAGGAAAGCAGUUUCCAGAUUUUGUGCCUGUGGACGUUAAUACAGACACGAUUCCAUUUAAAGAUAAAAUUAGAGAAAAGCAGAGGCAGAAACUCCUGGAGCAACAAAGAAGAGAGAAAACAGAACAUGAAGGGAGAAGAAAAUUCAUAAAAAACAAAGCUUGGUCGAAGCAGAAGGCCAAAAAAGAAAAGAAGAAAAAAAUGAAUGAGAAAAGGAAAAGGGAAGAGGGUUCUGAUAUUGAAGAUGAGGACAUGGAAGAACUUCUCAAUGACACAAGACUCUUGAAGAAACUUAAGAAAGGCAAAAUAACUGAAGAAGAAUUUGAGAAGGGCUUGUUGACAACUGGCAAAAGAACCAUCAAGACAGUGGAUUUAGGGAUCUCAGAUUUGGAAGAUGACUGCUGAUUCGAGUGCCACAGAUGAACCCACAAGGGCAUAGCUGUUCCCUAACUUAGUGGAUGGCUCCAGUUUGCUUUUAAUGGAAAUCAAAACUUCAGGAGACAUCUGAGAAGAAUCACGUCUCUGAAAGCUGUCCUUUCAGACGAGGGAGAAAUGAAGGGUUUCACACUUGGGAAUAUUUUACUAAAAACAUUCCAGUCUUGGCCGGGUGCAGUGGCUCCUGCCUGUAAUCCCAGCACUUUGUGAGGCUGAGGCAGGAGGAUCACUUGAGCCCAGGAGUUCAAGACCAGCCUGGGCAACACAGCCAGACCCUCUCAUUAAAAACAACAAAACAAAACAAUUCCAGUCUUGAAGUAGUCUAACAAGAAAAUGUACAAUUAUUUGAGUGUAAAUAAUAGAUGUAUUUAUUUAUCAUGAUGGGCCCCAUAUAUAGACCUAUGUACAUAUUAUAUAUAUAUGAGCUCUUUUUUCUGAGGCUAUUUUACAGUUAUUUUUAAACAUAAAGGUACUGAAGUAUUCUUGACUUCUGAUUUUCAAAACCAUUCCUUAGUAUCUUUAGGCAUCUGACCUCCUGAAUGUCCUUGGCCCUGGGCUUCAGUUAUCCUUUGAUGCCCUGCAGAGGUGGCUAACGUGCUGGGGGUUUUUCUGUGUUAAGAAUAGUCCCAGUUUUUUUUUUUUUUUUGAUGAAUAGCUGAAAAACAGAGGCAUUAAGUCACAUUCCGGGAAAGAGAAUUACAGUUUUUAUGCCUUCUGUUGAAUAAAUGGUGUCCUGAUUGCCUGGG